UGAUUGGCUGACGCCUGACAUUGCCGUACAUGGUAAAAGAGAUUUCGCAAUCCUCUCCUCUCCAUGUUCCAAACAAAAACACUCAGAGCUCACACAGACGGGAUUUAACUUCAACUUUCUUACUGUUACUUUUUACACUUUGACGGAUGGUUCCCCCCACCGCGGCACCGUGAAGGCUCCAUCGAGGUGAAGAUUCUGUUCUCUGCGUCCUGUCCCUGAUUCAUCUGUACACCUGAGGAGACUCAGAAAUCAGUACCUGCAGGCAACACAUCCUAAUGAGCCGGCCGUCGCAGGCGAAGUUAAACACAACUGACCACAACGGCGUGAGCGUCAUCCAGAGCCAGGCCCACGCCACCUACACCACGUCCCUGCCGGCAGGCCUCGCCGGACCGCAGCAAGUCCCUCAACUCAUCCCAGCAGACCCUUUAGAAGAAGGCGACAACGCCCUCUCACCCAGCGAGAUGAAGAAGCCUUCCGCAGACAAGGACAGCGAUGAGUACCGCCAGCGGCGUGAACGCAAUAACCUGGCGGUGAAGAAGAGCCGCAUGCGCAGCAAGCAGAAGGCGAUGGACACUCAGCAGCGCGUCAACGAGCUGAAGGAGGAGAACGAGCGGCUGGAGGCCAAGAUCAAACUGCUGAGCAAAGAGCUGAGCGUGCUCAAAGACCUCUUCCUGGAGCACGCCCACAACCUGGCUGACAAUGUCCAGCCGCCAUCAGGUGGUGACGGCACCAGCCCCGCCCCCAACAAUGCCUCUACUAAUGGGCAGUGAGGGGGCGGGGCAACAUGGACGUUUGUAUUUAAGAAUCCGGCUGCAGCUUUUCUAAAAAACUCCUGUCACUUUGAAACGUGGAGUCACAUCUUCAUCUUCCUCACAGCACUUCUUUGUUUAUUACUUCAUUUCUCAAAGCUCCUCCCCCCCUCCCCUCAGCCAUAACGUCUCUCUGAGUUCCCAUAAUCCUCCUGGGGACUUGUCAUUCGCAGUAGUCCUAUGAUUCCAUUAAUACAGUUUGAAUGAUUUUUACCAAACGUUCUGAUUCAUUGACAUUUCCACUCAGAGUGUUUUUAUGCAGUUCCAGUCUGAUUCUCUGAGGUGACUUUAAAACUGAAUCUCACGCAGACUCAGUGAAGCAGAGAUCAUCAGCAGAACAGACUGUCAUCCGAGGUGACGUCAAACUAAUUCAGCAUGCUCUUGAUUGGAGGACUGUGAGGAGACCCCGUCCAUCGUUCAGGAUUCACAGAGUCAAUCUGAGAAACUGAACCAGCGGACGUCUGUAGGAACCAGAACACUCCUCCUGUUUCCUCUUCCUGGUGGCUCUUUUUAGAAGCCGGACCGGCUGGACGUUUGACUCACCUCCCUGCAGCGCUGCAGCUAACGGAUGUGGAUGUAAAUUAAUGAAAUUCCCUUUUUUUAGGAUGUGUAUUUUCUUCUGUUAUUCUACAAAGAGUUUUUAAAAUGUCUAGUUAAAGAAACUGUGGAGAGAGUUUUGUAAGUUCACUACAUGUUGAUGUUUCAAGGACAGUUCUGGUUUUUCAGAGUUUCAGCCUUCAUUCAAUUGAUUUUAAAGAGUCUGUAUCAACACUGAACGUCUUUAGGUUUGCAGAGCAUCCACACGUAUUUUUAAAUCAACACAGAAGUUUAAUCUCGCUGUGAGAUACGAGCUGAUUCCCAGGAAACACAGGGUUGUCCUUAACGCGGCUGAUUGUUUUUGAAUCGAGUACUUUUAAUGUUUGUGUCUGAGUCAGUCGGUUAAGGUGGAAUUUUAUUCACAAUCUGGGUCACUGGGUCAUGUAUGAAACUGAUGUAGCUGCACAGACAGCUCGAACUGUAAGAGCUGCAAGUACAGCAUCCUGAUCACUUUGAAGCAGUUAUCGCUGCUUAAAAAGAAUCAACUCUUAGAUCAUUAAAGGCGAUUGAUUCGUUUGAAAUAGACCCAAAUUUACACGUCUUAAAGAAAUCAAAGAUGAUCUGUUCUGAUCUGAUCUGUUGAUCCAUUGGAUGAAAAAAUGUCACACAAGAUAAUAAGAUAAAUUCAGAGUCCGUUAAAUGAUCCGUUGAUUUUAAACAUCAUCUUGUGUUUGGAGAGUAAAUUCAAAUCGACCAAAGCCCCGGGUUUAUCUGUUUAAAAAACAAAGACAAAGUGAUCUCUGAGUUCAUGACUCCACCAAAUCCCACCACCCAGCGCCUCCACCUGGAGGUCCUUCUCAGUCCAGACAGGUGGAGGUGUUUGUGGUUGGGGUCUGACUCAGACACCUCAUGUGUCAGACACUUAACGGCGAGCUGCAGCUUUAGUUAAAUCCACGUUUUAAAACCGGGACAGGGUUUGUUAAGCGGCCUUUAAUGAGUUGAGAGCAGAUCUGGACAGGCGUCCUUCACCCCCCCCCUUCAGCACACCACAAAGAGGGGCGUGGCCACCGCCUGUGUUGUUAUCAGACUUCAUAAUUAUGUGAGCUUUGUGCGGGUGUGGGGUGUUUGUGAGGAGCUUCACCUCCCUCCAGGAAUGUGGUCUGUCUGAGUCCUGCUGCUCCGCUCAGCUCGACGUUCCCACAACGCCCCCCCAAUAACCUUCCUACAGCGUUCCCCAAAUGUUCCCAGAUAGUUCCUUCACUGUUUCUAUCAAACUGUCGACUGUAGUCAAACUCUUAUCAAAUUACAAAAAGUAUGUCUGUCACACUGUUGCAGACUUUUUUUGUUUUCAUAUCUCUGUCUUCAGUUUUACAGAUUUAUUGUGUUCAGAAAUCUGGAACUGUUUUCUUCAUACGAUCCAGCAGGUUGAUGUUCUGACUACAAUACCCAGCAGCCCCUGCUUCUGAACCCAGUUACCCUGCAUUUAUGCUCUCCUCAGAUGGUCCUUAAACCAGAGUUAAUGUUUUAUCACUCAGAACUGAUGUCAACUCACAGCCUCAACCUUUACUACAACAUAUAAACCACCUAUAAAGUUAACAUGCUCUACUUUAGAUUCAUAUUUUGGCUCCAGAUUGAUCAGGUAUUGUUGGGCUUUGGAGGCAAACACACUGUGGGAUUUGUAGUUCAAUGAUCUCAUGUUAGAAAUAGAAACAUUUCGACUCCAAAAGCAACUUUUCUAUUAUUCUGAAUUUUCCCCAAAAGAAUUGUAUCCAAAAAUCCGGUUGGUUCAGAUAUCUGAAAGCAUCUGAGGCCAGUUAAAUUGUAGAUCCUGUCAAUCAGUGAAUUGAAACUUCAGUGAAACACGUCCUAACGUUGUGGGAACGUCCCGGCCCGCUGUCUGAGCUGCACAUCACACAGCCUUCUUCUUUUCCUCUUUUCCGUUGUGUUGUUUUCUAAAGUCUAAUUCCAAAAAGCAGCAUGUUUAUGGAGAAGUCUUUGCAUGAUAGAGGGGCGGGGGGGGGGGGUCACUGUGUGUGUGUGUGUGUGUGUGUGUGUGUCUGCUAAAUGUUCUCACUGCACUGAGAGAAAAAGACAAGUUGUGUUUGUGGAGUGAAUCAGGAAACAGAUUGUUGUCGUGUUGGGAUGUCUGUCGUGUUCUGCUUCAGUCUGAAUGUUGCUGGGCAGCAUUUUUCUGUCGUCACUCUGUCGGCUUUUUUAUAUCAGAGGAAUCUGGGCUAACGUGCAUUCUAAAUUAAAAUGAGAUAUAAAAGUUCAA
Messenger RNA from Notolabrus celidotus (New Zealand spotty), 3621 nucleotides. It is a transcript of the gene cebpg, whose product is annotated as CCAAT enhancer binding protein gamma. NCBI's taxonomy places the organism in Eukaryota, Metazoa, Chordata, Actinopteri, Labriformes, Labridae. The record is from RefSeq and is a predicted model, not a curated record. Bases 276 to 770 code for a protein of 164 amino acids. Gene Ontology annotation, molecular function: RNA polymerase II cis-regulatory region sequence-specific DNA binding; DNA-binding transcription factor activity, RNA polymerase II-specific. The transcript has 2 exons. Gene Ontology annotation, biological process: regulation of transcription by RNA polymerase II; DNA-templated transcription.